Messenger RNA from Carassius carassius (crucian carp), 1069 nucleotides. RefSeq names its product uroplakin 1a (gene upk1a). Bases 94 to 849 code for a protein of 251 amino acids. The record is from RefSeq and is a predicted model, not a curated record. NCBI's taxonomy places the organism in Eukaryota, Metazoa, Chordata, Actinopteri, Cypriniformes, Cyprinidae. Gene Ontology annotation, cellular component: membrane. The transcript has 8 exons.
AACCGAAUACAGACAGGCAAAGGAAAAGCAGGUGCAAUCUCAGACUGGAACAGGAAAGUGUGACAAGGCAAGACAGGAAAACACACUACAGCCAUGGGAGCAGGAGCCUUGACAUGUUUGAUGUUUGUUGUUAUUGCUCUGAAUGCAAUCGCUGCUGCAGCAGGACUGGCAUUAUUCGCAGUGGCCAUUUGGGUAGCAGUAGACGGGUAUAAACUUUACCCCAUAUCUAGCGUGUCAGGGAAAGAUGAUAUCUUUGCCGCUGCCUGGAUUGCCAUUUUUACAGGCUUUGCCUUCUUCCUCACGUGCAUCUUUGGCAUCUUUGCUGCCCUGAAAAGAAGCCGUGGAUUCAUGAUGGCGUACCUUAUCAUAAUGUUCAUCAUCUUUCUUUUUGAAUGCGCAUCCGCCAUCACAGCAGCGACCAACCGGGAUUAUCUGGUUGGGAACAGUAACUUAGUAAAGAAACAGAUGCUACAAUACUAUGCGGACAGCAGCACACAAGGAAAGCAGAUUACACAGACAUGGAACAGAGUGAUGGAACAGGUAGAGUGCUGUGGAGUAGACGGUCCGGCAGACUGGUUUCAGUAUAACUCUACCUUUAAACAGAUGUUCGGUUCUACAUACAUCUGGCCCCUCAGCUGCUGCAAGAGACUGAGUACCUUUGAGGUGGAAGAUAAAGAAGGCUGUAUGGUUGGCAAGGCCGCCACCAUAUUCUCAAAGGGUUGCUUCCAGCACAUUGAAUCUGUAUUAAGCCGUUACACCUGGGCUGUGAGUUGGUACGGUUUCUCCGUUCUCAUGUUAGUGUUUCUCACAUUAAUGAUUGCCAUGAUCUACUACAUGCAGCUGGAAUAACUACGUACACUGCACGACACAUCUGCCAGCUGCACAGAUGCUUCCACUCUUGCGGUCACAGAACAUUACAGAUGAUUGCAGAUUGCACAUGGAUAAUUGAUAUGACAAGUUUCAUGCAUUCUUGUAUAAUUAUCAUGCAUUCAUUUUUUAUGAUGUCCUAUUUGACCUCCAUUUAGCACAAAAGGAAGGUUCCAGGUUCAAUACAAGUUAAUCUUUUAAA